AUGCCUUCCACUCCCUCCACAAUAGGGGACUUCGCCAUCCUCCCCCUUUCCAUCCCACCAUUACCCGCUUUCCCGCAACAUGCCAUCCACUACCUCUACGUCCGGCGCAAUGCGCCCAAGAUGCCGACCGCGACCGACGCCCGCAGCCUCUUCCUCACCAAUGUGCCCGUCGACAGCACAGAAUCCCACCUCCGCGCGGUGUUCACCACACUAGUGGGCGCAGGCCGAUUCGAGGGCGCGACAUUCGAGGACGAGCGCAAGGAUGCGUAUUCACAAGGCGCCCAGUCGCCUAUCGACGCUGCGCAGCCCGCCCAUGCUGCCAAACUGCUCCAGGCUCACGGCAAGAAACGGAAGCGCGAGGACGAGGCCGCGGCAGAGAGGGCACGGGAAGAGGAGGCGGCGCGUUUGCCCAGCACGUGGACACGGCCGCUGCGUCGGAGUGGUAGCACGGCAGUGGUUCUGUUGGCGGACGAGAAGAGCGUAGAGCAGGUGCUCAAGGCGAUUGCAAAGACACACAAGACGAAGAAGUACCCAGCCUGGGGCGGGGGUAGCGGAAGCGGUGGGCUGAAAAUCCCGCCGCUGGGCUCGGUCUGGCUCAAGACGCACAACCGACUCUCCUACCCUGACAGCGCCACGCUCCAAGCAUCUGUCGACGCUUUCUCUACAUUAUUCGCGCGGCGCGAGCAAGAAGCGGCCGAGAUCGCCAAACGGCUACGGAACGAGCCAGACGAGGACGGGUUUGUCACGGUCACGCGGGGUGGGCGGUCCGCGCCGGCGAGCCGGAACGAAGCGGAGGAGGCCAAGCGCAAGAUGCUCGCUAAGCAGGAGAAGAAGAAGGAGGAGCUUACAAAUUUCUACCGGUUCCAGCUGCGCGAGCGCAAGAAGGAGGAACAGGCCGAGCUGCUGCGUCGGUUUGAUGAUGACCGAAAAAAGCUGGAGGCGAUGCGGGUUAAGAGGGGGAAGUUUGUGCCGGAAGCAUGA
Molecule: messenger RNA, 981 nt
Organism: Dichotomopilus funicola
Lineage: Eukaryota; Fungi; Ascomycota; Sordariomycetes; Sordariales; Chaetomiaceae
Product: ribosomal RNA-processing protein 7-domain-containing protein
Exons: 1
Coding region: 1-981 (326 amino acids)
Biological process (GO): rRNA processing; ribosomal small subunit assembly
Cellular component (GO): CURI complex; UTP-C complex
Source: RefSeq, a predicted model, not a curated record